This is a messenger RNA of Musa acuminata AAA Group (dessert banana), 588 nucleotides long. RefSeq names its product thaumatin-like protein 1. Bases 1 to 588 code for a protein of 195 amino acids. The transcript has a single exon. NCBI's taxonomy places the organism in Eukaryota, Viridiplantae, Streptophyta, Magnoliopsida, Zingiberales, Musaceae. Gene Ontology annotation, cellular component: extracellular region. Gene Ontology annotation, biological process: defense response. The record is from RefSeq and is a predicted model, not a curated record.
AUGGACCUGGGAGAUUUCCAAGUCGAGCCAGGCACCGUCAUGUACAACUUCGCCGACGACGGGUGGCGCGGCCGGCUGUGGCUCCGCACCCACUGCACCACCGACAACCACGGCAUCUUCUCGUGCCUCACCGGAGACUGCGGUUCCGUGGUGCAGUCGUGCGAGGGGAAGCCGGCCAAGGCGCCCGUCACCCUCCUCGACUUCCUCAACUUCAGCGGCAACGACACCCAGUACACCUACGGUGUCAGCCUCAUGCACGGCUUCAACGUGCCCGCCAUGGUGUACCCGCAGAACUCCUCGUGUGAGCCGACGGGGUGCCCGGCCGACAUCAACGCCAUCUGCCCCAGCGACCUCCGGGUGAAGGACUCCGCCGGGAACACCAUCGCCUGCAACAGCGCGUGCGACGCCUACCGAGACCCGAAGCUGUGCUGCAUCAACGAGUACGGCAGCCGCGCCAAGUGCCAACCUUCGUCGCAGGCGAAGGUCUUCAUGCGCGCGUGUCCUUUGGCGCACACAUGGACGUACGACGGCAGGGCCUUCGCUUGCUGGGGGUCGGACUUCAACAUCACCUUAUGCCCCAAAGUUUAG